Messenger RNA from Sapajus apella (tufted capuchin), 2334 nucleotides. RefSeq names its product peptidylprolyl isomerase domain and WD repeat containing 1 (gene PPWD1). Gene Ontology annotation, cellular component: ciliary basal body; centriole. Gene Ontology annotation, molecular function: protein binding; peptidyl-prolyl cis-trans isomerase activity. Lineage: Eukaryota; Metazoa; Chordata; Mammalia; Primates; Cebidae. The record is from RefSeq and is a predicted model, not a curated record. Gene Ontology annotation, biological process: cilium assembly; protein peptidyl-prolyl isomerization. Bases 71 to 1741 code for a protein of 556 amino acids. The transcript is spliced from 10 exons.
AAGACUGCGCCGCUGCUUUGGGAUUGGUAGCCGAGCAGUGUGUCGCGCCUUUUCCGACGAUGCGAACAACAUGGCGGCGGAAAGUGGUAGCGACUCGCAGCAGAGACGGAGAAGGCGCCGGGACCCGGAGGAAUCGGAAAAAACAGAACUCAGCGGAAGGGAGCUGGCAGUGGCAGUGGCGGUGUCCCAAGAGAACGAUGAGGAGAACGAAGAGCGCUGGGUUGGGCCUUUACCUGUGGAGGCAACACUGGCCAAGAAGAGGAAAGUCUUAGAGUUUGAAAGAGUCUAUCUUGAUAACCUCCCCAGUGCAUCCAUGUAUGAGCGCAGUUACAUGCACAGAGAUGUUAUCACCCAUGUCGUAUGCACAAAAACAGAUUUUAUUAUUACUGCCAGUCAUGAUGGACAUGUCAAGUUCUGGAAAAAAAUAGAAGAGGGAAUUGAAUUUGUUAAACAUUUUCGUAGUCACCUGGGAGUUAUUGAAAGUAUUGCAGUUAGCUCUGAGGGAGCAUUGUUUUGUUCUGUGGGUGAUGAUAAAGCAAUGAAGGUGUUUGAUGUAGUGAACUUUGACAUGAUCAACAUGCUGAAACUUGGCUAUUUUCCUGGACAGUGUGAGUGGAUCUAUUGCCCAGGGGAUGCAAUUUCUUCAGUUGCUGCUUCUGAAAAGAGCACAGGAAAAAUUUUCAUUUAUGAUGGCCGAGGAGAUAACCAGCCACUUCAUAUUUUUGACAAACUCCAUACAUCACCUCUUACUCAGAUACGACUAAACCCAGUUUACAAAGCAGUAGUGUCUUCUGACAAAUCUGGGAUGAUUGAAUACUGGACUGGGCCUCCUCAUGAAUAUAAAUUCCCCAAAAAUGUGAACUGGGAAUAUAAAACUGACACUGAUUUAUAUGAAUUUGCCAAGUGUAAGGCUUAUCCAAGUAGCAUAUGUUUUUCACCGGAUGGGAAGAAAAUAGCUACUAUUGGUUCCGAUAGAAAAGUUAGAAUUUUCAGGUUUUUAACUGGAAAACUCAUGAGAGUCUUUGAUGAAUCACUAAGCAUGUUUACUGAACUGCAACAGAUGAGGCAGCAGUUACCAGACAUGGAAUUUGGCCGACGAAUGGCUGUAGAACGUGAGUUGGAGAAGGUUGAUGCUGUAAGAUUAAUUAAUAUAGUUUUUGAUGAAACUGGACACUUCGUGCUGUAUGGAACAAUGCUGGGCAUUAAAGUUAUAAAUGUAGAGACAAACCGGUGUGUGCGGAUUUUAGGCAAACAAGAAAAUAUUAGAGUGAUGCAAUUGGCUUUGUUCCAGGGGAUAGCCAAAAAGCAUCGUGCUGCAACUACUAUAGAGAUGAAAGCUUCUGAAAACCCCGUUCUUCAGAAUAUUCAAGCUGACCCAACAAUAAUCUGUACAUCAUUCAAAAAGAAUAGAUUUUAUAUGUUUACCAAACGAGAACCAGAAGAUACGAAAAGUGCAGAUUCUGACCGAGAUGUUUUUAAUGAGAAACCAUCUAAAGAAGAAGUCAUGGCAGCUACUCAGGCUGAAGGACCUAAACGAGUUUCAGAUAGUGCCAUUAUCCACACCAGCAUGGGAGACAUUCACAUCAAACUUUUUCCUGUUGAGUGCCCUAAGACAGUGGAAAACUUCUGUGUUCACAGCAGAAAUGGUUAUUAUAAUGGGCAUACAUUUCACCGUAUAAUUAAGUGGAAAAGAACAGGAAAAAUAUACUAUGGAAGCCAAAGAAAGACUGGAUGGUCAUGAAUGUCAGCAUCUAGAAUCAACAGGAAUAGUGGCAUGACUACCUGUUUAGAAACACUGAAGCGAUAUUUUGUCAACAGCUAAAGUAAAGGGUAAGAUAAUGAAUAAAGGGUCAUGUUGAGAUAACACUAGUAACCUAGGUAACCUGUUUGUAGUGGCUAGACAGGGUCUGGAUCUAGAAGAUAGGAUUUUUCAAUCAUAGAAGAGCCACAAUGCUAUCUGAUCUGUGAGAACCAGCAAUAUACCAGAGGAGGAGAGAGAACUCAGUCCCUGAAUUUUGUUGAGCAGCUCUCCAUAAAGUGUAUGGGGCAGAAAUACAGUUCUUGGUUACUGGCAGGUCAGCAAUGGCAGGACGAAAAGUCAGAUCUCAGGAUGCUAAAGGAAUUAGCAAAAAGGCUUUCCAGGAAAUCAUACAGAUCCUGAAAUUUAUAGUAUUAACUGGCUUUAUUUUGGUUAUUGGGAAAGAUAGAACAUGUCUAUAAAUGAGAAGAUGACCUUUGUAUUUAUGUUUCAAUCAAGGUGAUGGUUGAGCAAUGGAAAUACAUCAUCAAAAUUUAAGUGUAAAGGUUUAAUCAAAUCACUAUAAAGACUGUUAA